Molecule: messenger RNA, 1372 nt
Organism: Drosophila ficusphila
Lineage: Eukaryota; Metazoa; Arthropoda; Insecta; Diptera; Drosophilidae
Product: allatostatin-A
Exons: 3
Coding region: 231-695 (154 amino acids)
Molecular function (GO): neuropeptide hormone activity
Source: RefSeq, a predicted model, not a curated record
UCAAAACUUAACCGACAUCUGAUCUGUCAACGUGCAACAGGACCAGCCAGCUAACAGCUCCGCGGAACCUCUUGGCACUCAAGUUGCGCCGCGUAUCCCAUAAGUUGUAGUGCGAUCCCGCAAAAGUUGCAUCGCGAUUUUUGUGCAUUCCGGUCUGUGAGUUUCCCCAGCGGCAUCCGCAUUUCGCUCCAGACGUGUCCCUUAUCCCGUGCCACGCCCCCAGCAUCACAAUGAACUCCCUACACGCCCACCUCCUCCUGCUGGCCAUUUGCUGCGUUGGCUACAUCGCCAGUUCUCCGGUUAUUGGCCAGGAUCAGCGCAGCUCUCUCGCCGGCGACAGCGAUGCAGAUGUCCUGCUGUCUGCCGACGAGAUGGGAGACAACGGAGGCGACAACAUCGACAAGCGGGUGGAGCGGUACGCCUUCGGUCUGGGUCGCCGGGCCUACAUGUACACGAACGGAGCACCGGGGAUGAAGCGCCUGCCGGUGUACAACUUUGGCCUGGGCAAGAGGUCUCGUCCCUACUCCUUCGGACUGGGCAAGCGCAGCGACUACGACUACGAUCAGGACAACGAGAUCGACUACAGAGUGCCGCCAGCGAACUACUUGCAGGCCGAGCGUAAUGUGCGACCUGGGCGACAGAACAAGCGAACGACGCGUCCGCAGCCCUUCAACUUUGGCCUGGGAAGGCGUUAAGUUAACCGGGCUUAAGUCCUUUCGAAUGGCACACUAGAACAAAUCCAGCCGUGCGCCAUUCGUCGAGGAGCCCACUCCACCUAUAAAUUAUCAAUGAAGUACUUGCAAAAAGCUCUCAGACUCUUCUACAAACUUAAAUCACCACCAGGAGCCAAUCUAAAUGUCUUUUUAAACGGAGCACACCCCUCGUCCCGAAAAAUAUUUAUUAAAAAUCGCUAAAGCCAAAUGUAUUUAUUUUUAGUUUUUAUUAUCAACCGCAGCCUUCAAAAGAUGUUAAAAAAUCUAAAAAAAAAAAGAAAACCGGAAGGAGAAUGAAACUGGCGUGUGCAAUUAUCAAGGAAGAAGUACAUAAAAUGUUAUACGAAUCUAUUAUAUAUGCAUAUUCAAUCCAAUUUACAGUACUCCAUAUAUGUACAUUUUAAAGGGGCAUAAAUUAAUAUACACGCGGAUUUAAACAUAUAUACUUGGGGAACUCUCUCUCAAAACAAAAGAGCGGCAUUCGAAGAAGCACGAAUAUUGGGUAAACUACUGCAUACUAAUAUCGAUGUAACUAAGUGUUUGAGCAAAGUGAUUACUAAUUUAAAAUUAUAUAAAUUACGAAUAUGUAAUUGUUUUGUGAAUACAUGCAUACCUACCCAAAUAAACAUAGGCGCAGCAAAACUGCGCGAGCAAAUCCA